UCGCUCGCGCCUCGCUCUCAGAAACUCCCAAUCCAGACACAGGCAAGGCGCUGUCCUUUCAGCACCACAAGCUCGGGCUGAGGAGGGAGGACUCCUGGCCGUCCUCCUCCUCUUCAAAUUGGCUUGAAUCUGCUCUGACCCCCCAAGAGUGCAUCACAGUCUGGGAAGAAAGGCGUAAGGAUGGUGAAGCUGAACAGUAACCCCAGUGAGAAGGGAACCAAGCCGCCUUCGGUUGAGGAUGGCUUCCAGACCGUCCCUCUCAUCACUCCUUUGGAGGUUAACCACUUACAGCUGCCUGCUCCGGAAAAGGUGAUUGUGAAGACAAGAACAGAAUAUCAGCCUGAACAGAAGAACAAAGGGAAGUUCCGGGUGCCGAAAAUUGCCGAAUUUACGGUCACCAUUCUCGUCAGCCUGGCCCUCGCUUUCCUCGCCUGCAUCGUGUUCCUGGUGGUUUACAAAGCCUUCACCUAUGACCACAGCUGCCCAGAGGGAUUCGUCUAUAAGCACAAGCGCUGUAUCCCGGCCUCCCUGGAUGCGUACUACUCAUCCCAGGACCCCAGCUCCAGAAGCCGUUUCUACACCGUCAUCAGCCACUACAGCGUGGCCAAGCAGAGCACCGCUCGGGCCAUCGGGCCGUGGCUGUCGGCGGCUGCUGUCAUCCAUGAGCCCAAGCAGCCCAAGACCCAGGGCCAUUAGAGGCCCACCCCCAGCCAGAAUGGGGGACACAGAUGGGGGCCCCCUGUUGGCUGAGCCAAGCUCCAGUUACAAGACACCACUGUACUCCUGGGAUAUGGGGGUGGGGGCGGGGCCGGGGUUGGUGGGGGGGAUCUCUCCGAAAAUAUCGUGCACUGGAGUUGUCUGAAUUGAUAUUUCUUUUUGUCCUUCGGUAUUGUUGAUUCGUCCCCAAGUCAGGAUUAUGUACAAAGGCAUGUUUCGUGUUGAUUGUUCCCAUGUAAGAUAUUUUCAAAGCCACUGCUUAUUACUUGUUAGGAAAAUUUAAAAACAGAAAAGGAAACAAAAUGAACAAGGAAGGAUUAAACUGGCUGCAUCGGGAAGACGUUGGCAGAGUAAAGAGCACAGACUCUGGGCUUCCUCAAUGAGAAGCCAUAGUUUCAGUGGGGGGGUGGUUUGGAAGGUACAGAAAUGUGAGUGAUGCAGGCUGGGGCUCUGUGGUUAGCCUCUGGUCUGCAGGAGAGGAAGACAGGAAGUCAGGACUGGCCUAGUUGGAGAGGAGGGAUGAUUUCGGUGUUGUAAAGCCCAGGAUGCCCACAGCCCAAAGUCAAGAGCACCCACCAUGGGUAUGUUUUGCUGAGUUAGCACAAAUUGUCCAUACGGGAAUCGGAGCUGGGGCUUGGGCGGACUCUCGCGGCCUGGGGGUGCCUAGAUGCAAUCAAACACUGAGCAGCAGGCGGACUUUCUUUGUCUUUCUCCUGCGUGUCUAGGUCGACUCCUGGAUACUACCUAUGUUUAAGGGACAGCAGGGGCAGGAAGGGAGAGAGGCGAGGCCGCGGGACCAAGCAGGGCAUGGGACAGGCAUAUCACAUGUGGCCAAGCUAUAAACACAGGCACCACAUUUUAAAAGUCUUGUUUGCUUGUUGCUUCCCAAAGUGCUAAUAACAAUUGAAGAGUGCUAAGGGUCAUAGUCGGGAACCUCAAGUGACAGCCAGGGGGACUUUAAGAUUGGGGCUGCAACAAUGCCAAAUCACCCCUAAAGGAAGCUGAAAAAGGUGACUGUCUUUUGCCUACCUGUUGUACCGACAGCCAUUGGAUAAGCACCCAAAGUCCCCAGUCUAGUUCUAGAAGCUGACUAGGGGGCAGCGUCUGGCAUUGACCGGGCCUCCUGCUGGCUCUGGGACCACAUCAGGAACUCCCACACAGUGCUCCUGCAAAGAUUUCCGGGAGGCCCACUCCGUGGGAUGUGGCCCCAGGCCUGCAGGGCCAGAACGGGCUGGGAAAGUUGGUUAUUCGAGAGGUAGUUCUCUUUCCCCCACGAAGCCGCGACAGGCUGUUUAAUGGACAUUUUCUCCUGGCUUGCUAUAUUGCUGAAAUCAUCGUACACAACAGCUGGGUAAUAAGACUAGCAUAGCUCAAACUCUCCUGCCAGACGCUAUCAUCUGACUUUCCUCCUCCCACCCCAUCACCUCGAGUCACCUGUAAAUUCAUUUGUCAUCCGAAGCGGAAUAACAAAUCGUCCCUAGCAAAACCGCUGAGCGCUUCAUAAUUUCGUGGUGUAUUUUUGUCAGUAGGUAGCAGAGGCUGAGGUAUUUUUUGGUGUAAUUCUUGAACUUUUCUGACAGGAAACAAAUAAAGAUAGAUGUGUCUGAAAUUCUUGA
Molecule: messenger RNA, 2333 nt
Organism: Ailuropoda melanoleuca (giant panda)
Lineage: Eukaryota; Metazoa; Chordata; Mammalia; Carnivora; Ursidae
Gene: NSG2
Product: neuronal vesicle trafficking associated 2
Exons: 5
Coding region: 181-696 (171 amino acids)
Biological process (GO): endosomal transport; clathrin coat assembly
Cellular component (GO): endosome; membrane
Molecular function (GO): clathrin light chain binding
Source: RefSeq, a predicted model, not a curated record